Molecule: messenger RNA, 5482 nt
Organism: Brassica rapa (field mustard)
Lineage: Eukaryota; Viridiplantae; Streptophyta; Magnoliopsida; Brassicales; Brassicaceae
Product: zinc finger protein ZAT5
Source: RefSeq, a predicted model, not a curated record
AGGAGCUUCAUAGCUCAAACAGACGUAACUUUAAAUUCUAAAUAUAUUCAUGUCCCACCAAAUUAUAUAUUAUUUUUAAUUUAUGUAUAAGCUCACCCAACCAUUUUUAUUAGUUAUUUUUCUUUACAUAAUAAAAGAGUUACAAUACAAUUUCACCAGAAUCUACUAUCUCAAAUUUAAGAUACACAAGUUUAGUUCAAUUUAUUAAUAUUAUAGAUUUAAUUACAUUUUAAGCAAAUUUAUCAUUGUAUUUUUUUAAUUCUCUAUUUCUCUAAAACUCAAUUUCUGUCUUUCAAACUUUGCUAAACAAUUUAAAUAUAUAGAGAAUAAAUUAAAAAGACAUAAUCCGCGCGUAGCGCGGACAAUCGAUCUAGUUAAUUUAAUUAGGCACAAUAGUUCAAUAUAUAUGAGUUUUGAACCCAUAUAUACCUAACUGAGUUUUCAAGUAAUUCCAUAUGUUUUAGAGAAAGUUAGAUAUUUUUUGCCAAUAUAAACGUCUACAAUGACUAGAAGCACAUGAUUCAAACUAGAGCAAAUUAAGAAAAAAAUAUCACCACUAUAAUUCAACCACCAAUAUUAAAUUAAAUUCGUUUUUAUUUUCUUUUUUGUUGCAAAUUAUCAAGAAUUGUCGAAUUUUCUCCCAAACAUCAAAAUUAUACGAGUUUCUUAUUUUAUUUUAUUUCAAAUGUGUUCUAAAUUUUCAUCUACAUAUAUAUGCCUAUUUUACGGGCAGCUGUAUGAAGUCAGGUACCCAGUUGAUCACCAGCUUUCAACUAUCUAAUCAAUAUAUUAGUAAUAAUUUAGUUAUUAUUAUUAUAAGAAAAAUAAAAUAAAAGUAGUGGUCUUGACUCUUCACAACAACAAAGACUAUGCUUACAAUUUUUCUUAGCCUAACAUGCCACCGAUGAAUGCACAUUAUCCUAUAAACACCGGCCAUUGCAUGUCGCCUCCUAAUUAUGAUCCGUCUUAUGUCUACGAAUCAUUAUUUUCAUGAUAAACUUAUAUAUUAAACAACUAAUCAAAUGUUUUUAGUAGUCGUCACAACCAUUAGUCGUCACAACCAUUAACAAUAUGUAUAUACUUAUUACAUGCUGUCGUGAACAUUUUUGUGUAUAGUUCUAUCCAUUUUCGGUUCUCAUUGAAAGCGUCGAUUUGAUGACGUGGAUCUAAAGUGCGUGAAAGUAAAACCUUUGCUUGUUGAUAGAACUGAAUGUUCACACUAACAUAAACAAAACAAAAACGUGAAUUGGUGGCCUAAGUGCCACUCAACACUACUCUAAUGAACCUUUGCCUAACCCUUCACGGGUUUCACUUUCCUUUUUUUUUGUACUUUUUGCUUUGAAUAAAAUAAAACAAUUUGGAAUUAGUACGUUAAUCAUAAUAAUACAUCUCUGUUAUUUAUGCAACUAAGAAUUAUGAUACAAGAUCUAACAAUUAGAUUAAUCGAAGCAAUAUAUAAUAUAAAUAUGCUUGUUCUUUGAAAAUAUGCACUAGAAGAAGCUGUCUAAUUUAAUACAAAUAAAAAUAAACGUCAUGGAGGGUUGACUUCUGGUACAUAGAUCUAUGUGAAGAUAAUAGUUGGAAACUUGGAAGAUAUGGACUAAAAGUAGAUACAACAAAACAUAAACUAGAAAAAAAGAGAUUUUUAUUAUUUUGCCAUCACCAUGAAUAAAAGUUUAGUUGAUUUCAUUUUUGAAGGAAUUUGGCAGAGAAAUGCAGAAGUGUCAGGUCAUAUGUACUGCAGAGUGAACCGUCAAAAUGUUAUUUGGUUGUUUUGGAAAUAUUAUAAUAAUGAAAAAGUGGAUCAAUAUAUGCAUAAAAUUUCGUGGAGUAAACCAAAAAGAUUAACAACCACCAACCUUAUAACCUCUCCCUUUGUAUAUAUAAAUAAGCAGCCCCACCAUCGUCUUCCACACUGCCUCUCUUCUCUCUCUUGUUGGUUCACUCCACAUAAUAAACACCAAAAAACGAAUUUCUUCUAUUUCUUGAAUUAGGUUUGUUUUUUGAUUGAGUUAUUGAGUUCUUGAAUCGGGCUGUCUUCUCUUGUUUACUAUAUUUGGUGUUAAUAAUCAUGAUGAGUCAAGAUCAUGUUGGUAGUGACCAGACGCAAAUCAUAAAGGGUAAGCGUACGAAGCGACAGAGAUCAUCGUCGUCGACCUUUUUGGUGGCGGCCGCAGCGGCUACCACCAACACCUCUUCAAGCUCAUCAGCCGGGGAUGGCGGCGGAGGGAGAGCAGUUUCCGAUGAAUACAACUCGGCGGUUUCGUCUCCAGUGACCACAACUGAUUGUACCGAAGAAGAGGAAGACAUGGCGAUUUGUCUCAUCAUGCUUGCGCGCGGAGCGGCUCUUUCGCCAGAUCUCAAGAAUUCGAGAAAAGCUGAUAAAACUCUUUCGUCGGCAGAGAAUUCGAGUUUCUUUGUCUACGAGUGUAAAACAUGUAGCCGGACGUUCUCGUCGUUCCAAGCUCUCGGUGGACACAGGGCGAGCCACAAGAAACCUAGAGUGUCGAUAGAGGCAAAGACUAAACUACCCCUGAUGCAGGCCAAGUCUAGUGGGUCAGAGGAAGGGCAAAAAAGUAAUUUCAAAGUGUUUGGUUCAUCCCUAGCUUCGCUGUCAAGUAACAUCAUCAUCAGCAAGGCAAACAAAGUACACGAGUGUUCGAUCUGCGGUUCAGAGUUCACUUCGGGACAAGCCCUCGGCGGCCACAUGAGGCGGCACAGGACAGCCACCACUGCGGUAAUACCGGUCUCUACGACGGAAGUUAGCAGAAACAGUACAGAAGAGGAGACUGAGAAUUUGAGCUCUUACAUUGAGCAGAGGAAAUAUUUACCGCUGGAUCUUAAUCUACCGGCACCAGAAGAUGAUCUAAGAGAGUCCAAGUUUCAAGGGAUUGUGUUCUCAACCACACCAGCGUUAAUAGAUUGUCAUUACUAGUUGUUUGUAGUUGAAUGUUUAGUUACAUGAUAAUAUAUUUGUAAAUUCUUCUUCUAUUACUAUAUUGUUGAACUGGAAUUAUUUCCAAAAAAUGAUUCAAAGUAUCAGUUGAUUUUUUUUUAAUAGGAGGAAAAUGAAAUGUACAAGUUAUAAUGAAAAAGAAGGAAUAAUAGUAGGAGUUAAGUAAAGGGUUGUGUGAUAGUUAGAUGAUCUACUUGUUGAAGUAAGAAUAGUUUGAGUAAGCAAGUGGUUUGUGUUCAUGGUUGCCUUUCAUUCACGAAAAGCAAGCGACUUCCAAGGCAUCUUUUCUUUCCCUCUUUUUAAGGUAUAUUUUAUUAUUCUUCUAAACAAAAAUACAAAUUAUGAGUUUUUUUGUAACAUGUGAACCAAGCAUUGUAUUGCUUGUAGACGCCUCUUUCCCCCCCACGAUUACGCAGCCAGCGCUAUAUUGUGUUCUACUACUUCAAACAAAAUCUGUUAUGGCAUAAAAAUUUAUAGAAAAUCUAGAGAAAUAGAGGCAUAAACAUUAUAAAAUACAUAUAAAGCACUUUGAAUGUUUUAGUUGAAAAUAAUAUUUAAUAAAUCUUAUUUUCAUUUGAUAUUUGACUUAUAGGUACCCGAUUAUAAAAUAAGCACUUUAAAACAUACCAACUAUUUUUUUUUUUUUUGUAAAUAGUGAUGUCCCUGUUAUGACAUUAUGUAUAAGAAGCCCAACGCUAUAUUCCAUCUUUCCCAUUUCAUAAUUUUAUGGUAUAAAUAUAUUCAUACACUAAAUAGCAUUUGAAAUCAUAUUCUUAUGUUAGUCACCUAAUAUACAAAAGUAUUAUUCACCUAAGAUAAUCUGACAAAGUACAAAAUAAACCUCAUUUUCGAGAUUCCAAAAUUAGUUUGAGAUUUUUCUCAAAAAAGAAAAAAGUUUGAGAAUCAAGUUAUGAUUAACUCAGUCACAAUAUUUAAAAGGGUAAUUAUUUAGUAAUGAAUAAAAAUAAUAAUGUCUCAUUUUGAAUUUGUGCUAUGAUAAACAAUACUAUUUUUCCAGCUCCUUUUCAUAACAAGCAAUUUGUAAAUAAGCAUACAUAUAUAAUCCAUUUAUAUAAGUUGGUUAAAUAAUCAGGAAAAUGUUAUAUAUACACACAAUGAAUUUAAGAAACAGAAAAGUAGUGUGGACUGUGGACACGAGAUGGACGUGGUGACCGGCUUAGGACGUGUAUUAGGUUCCCCGGCCCUUUGGUUUUGGGUUGUUGGUCAUCACAUUUACAAUUUAUCAUAUAUGAAUUAUUUUAAUCAAUUAUAACGGACUAACAAUUAUUAUAACAUAACAGAAAGUAGAAACUAAUAAUUAGAAGAAAAAAAAGAAGAUAAACAGUGACGGCAGAAACAGUCACAACUCACAAGAUUCACUCACCGCUUCACUCCUUGCUUCCAAUGCUCCUCUAAUAAAUCUUUUAUUGCAGUUGCAUUUACGAUUCAACGUUAUUAUUGAAAUAAAAUGUAUUAACAUAUUCUUGUUCUCGCACGAUGUUAUUUUGUCGAUUAAACUAUCUUUCUACAAAUUUAUUUUACAGAUUAGUGAAAAACUUAUAGAGCUCCAAGCCUACAAUGUAUAGGAUUAAUAAAAUCUGAAUGUAGUUUUCUUCGCUUUCAUCCUCAAAAUCACCAAGUGAAAGUCAUAUGUAUGUAACUACAUAAGCAAUAAAAAGAUGACCAAUAUACUAAGCCAAAAGAGACUAGAACAAUAAGUUUUUUUUUUUACAGUAGACUGAUAUAUUUGUUUUACCGAUCCAGGAGUCCUAUACAUCAAUAGUUCUUAAUGUGUACGAGUCAAAAACUUUUGUUAACCACGUUUGGUAAAACAUAUACUAAACAAGGUUAAUAAAAUUGAAAUGGACUACAUCCAUCGACAAGCCCGCAACAAGGCCCAAAAAUGUAAUUGAACUCGGUAUAGUUAAGAAGAGAGGCGGUCGAGCUUAAGAGAAAAAGAAAGAAAUCGGCGAGUUCAGCUAUAAAUACAGUGGAACUAGCAAAGAGAAGACAUUCACAAAAGCAUAGAAGCCGGCACAAGAAUUAAGGUUUUCGUGGUUGCACUUUCUUCUUGAAGAAUUCAUAAUUCUCUUACAAUUUCAUUAUCUUUUUCCUUGUAAAUCGAUAUUUGAUCUCUAAAAAAAAAUAUUUUUCACAUAAUCCAUUAUAAAGUUAAUUGGCUGAAUAAACACAAAAGAAGAAAAAAAAUAAAGUAACUAUAUAAUAAAGUGGUCGGUCAAGUGGCAAUUUCGCUAAAAAUGGACCAUUUAUCUCUUUUUCACGGGUGACAGUGCAACAAACAUGAUGUGUACAAAAGAAUUGAUUUAUUGUUACAUUAUAACGAAAAUGUAACAAAUAUUUUUAUAUUUUUCUAUUCUAUAGGUCUCUAAUAGAAUAUUACAUAAAAAUUGUAAUAGUAAAUUUUUUUGAUUAUUUUUAUUCACUAUCAGUGGAAAAAAUGUGUGUAUGAAAACAGUAAAAGAAGGAAAAUCAAACCACCACAAAAAUUAAAUGGAUGAGAAAAAA